AUGGAAAUUCACCGUAGCGCCAUGGCGUUCCUCAAAGAGGACGGCAAAAUGGUCUGCCCCUACAAGCCUCAUCGUGAAGACGAAUACGAGAACUUCGACGCAACCACGCAAUGUAGCACACGAAACCUAGCCAGCCGCAACCUCGCCGAGCUGGACGACGUCCUCUGGCCAGCUUACCGCCCCAGCCUCACCCAAGCCCCUGAUUCGCUUCCGCCCAACUCGUACGAAGUGCAGGUCGGCGAGGUGCUGAGGAAGAACCCGCAGCCGAAUAUCGUACGGUACUUGGGCUGUGUCGUCAAGGGAGGCAAGAUCCGGGGUCCCCUUCUCGCCAAGUACGCCGAAAUGCUCUACGAGCGGUGGCGUACAGAGCUUGCGCUGCCUCUCGGCAUGGAGGUGUAUCGCUAG
Messenger RNA from Pseudomassariella vexata, 405 nucleotides. RefSeq lists its product as uncharacterized. The record is from RefSeq and is a predicted model, not a curated record. The coding region runs from base 1 to 405 and encodes 134 amino acids. The transcript has 2 exons. NCBI's taxonomy places the organism in Eukaryota, Fungi, Ascomycota, Sordariomycetes, Amphisphaeriales, Pseudomassariaceae.